This is a messenger RNA of Macrobrachium nipponense, 7067 nucleotides long. RefSeq lists its product as uncharacterized. Gene Ontology annotation, cellular component: alpha DNA polymerase:primase complex. The record is from RefSeq and is a predicted model, not a curated record. Gene Ontology annotation, biological process: DNA replication, synthesis of primer; DNA replication initiation. NCBI's taxonomy places the organism in Eukaryota, Metazoa, Arthropoda, Malacostraca, Decapoda, Palaemonidae.
CGACUGUGCCCAGGACCGGCCCUGGCCCCUCUUUCGGGUCCAGUUACUACGAAUGUUUGUUCCAGGCUCAUGGAAGGACUUCAUCCUGUGGGAAGAGGUGAAGGUGCAGUGGGAGUCUUGUACCCCUCUUCCCACUGAACCAGUUCAUCCACGGUCCACCGGAACUGGCUCUAGAUGGAAUGGUCUGUUCUGUUCUUGAUUCCAUCAGAAGGGUAACUUCUUGCUGAUUGUGGAUUUGAAGGAUAUGUAUACUCUAUAGCCUAUACCAACCCACUUAAACUGGCUGGGAUUAGAGUAGAAUGUUUCCCGUUGCCUUAGUAAGGUUAAUGUACCUCGUGCAAUUCAAAAUGACAUUUUACGUUAAGCCUCCUGGAGGAAAAAUUGCAUUAAAGAAGUUACAUCAAGAUGCUGAGAACAGACUCCAAUUUCUUUGUCAGAUCCAUCAAGUAUUAGAUGAAGAACAUAUGAAAAAGAUCUUCAUCACAAACCCAAACCUUGCACUCAAUUCUGAAUGCCUCAUUGAUGGCUCACAGCGGGAUCGUACCUCUCACUUCAUUUUAAGAUAUGCAAGUAUGAAAAGUAAGUCUUUCCAAAUAUUUUUAACUGACGCAGAAACCUGUUUGUUUCAAUAUCGACUUAUAAAGGGAGGACAGGCAGCAAUAAAACACAGUUUGAAAACUCUGAGACGACAUACUUGCUAUGCUUUGAAAUAUCAAGUAUUAAGCUUUCAUCAUCGGGAACUGUUAGAAAAUAUUCAGGAGGCAGUGGAUCAAAUUCUAACAUCCAGUAUGUUAGAAUGUCAAAAUGAUCAUUCAUGUCAUCAGUUUGUAAGAGUUCCAUGGACUAUGGUUGCAUCAUUAGUGAAAGACCGCUUGGUUAUAGUGCAAGGAGGUAAAGUAGAUAUACCAUGCAAGUUUUUAAUACAGUUUUUAUGUUCAGUCUUCAGUGCAUUACUCACACAUGGUAUUGAAGAAUUGUCUUCCCAGAGCAUUGACUAUGAAAUGGCUCUAUGUGACCAAAGAAUAAGUCAAAUAAGUCAGAGUUUAAGGAACCUAUUUAUGUCAAAAUAUGGAGGAAACUGUAAGCUGAAAAUUCCCAUACAUAUUACCCACAGAGACAUUGAAAACGAAAGUAAGUUUUUCCCUUUGUGUAUGCAACAACUUCACCAAAUGUUAAUCAAAACCAAUCGGCUUCGCCACCAUGCUAGGUUGCGUUAUACACUGUUUUUAAAGGAUAUAGGAUUACCUGUAGAUGAAAACAUUACCAUGUGGGAGCAUUACUAUUCAAAGCCUUACAAAGGUUCUGGAACCAGCUGUAAUCACUCUUGGCUCGGAGGUGGUGGAAAUCGUUACAAAUAUAGUGUCAGACAUGUUUAUGGACUUGAAGGAGGAAGGAUUAACUACUCAUCACAUUCAUGUCAUGCAUUACAGGCAAUGAAGCCUCAGCCAAUUGAAAUGAGUGGUUGUCCUUUCUCUGGAUCAGAUCCAAAAGAAACUUAUUCUUUCUUAAGAACCACUUAUGGUGAUCAGCUUUUUUUGAAAAAGUUGAUGCAGGCAGUUGAAGCAAACAAGCCAAGCACUGCUUGCAAGCUAUUAAUGAAGUAUUCUCUACAGUUUAUGAAAAUAUCUCAUGCACAAUUGGACCAGAGAAGGGUUUCAUCAUGUGGAAUUGACUCUUCUUGUUGCUCCAAUAAAAAUCAAAUGUUGUUUGUAGAAAAUAAGGUGACUUCGAAUAUAAAUGUUAAAAAUAAUGAUGCUUGUAAAAUAUCUUGUAAAAAUGUUAUGUGUAAUUGUGAAGGCAAUGUACAGCUAAAAGGUAAGUGUACAGAGCCCUGUAAUCGAACUGCACAUUUGAGAUCAGGUGUGCAUGAAAUAUGUGGUGGUCAUAAACAGAGUGAUGCAGUGGAUCAGUGUUCAUCGUACUUGAAAAGAAAUGAUUGUGAUAGAGAGAUAGUCAAAGAAAAUUAUGGUGCAAGUCUAAUUUCUAAAAGUGAACUAGGCUCCAGUUGCAUGCAAUUUCCUUGUGAAAAGUGUGUGAAGAGUUCUGUCAUGAAAACUACAAAUUUUGGAAAACAUAGUUGUCCAUCAGUGAGCGACAUAGAAGAUCUUUCUGGGUUGGCUGAUUGCAAUUUUUCAAAGCCAUCUCAAUAUUAUUUUCAAGUAAAAGAUAACAUAAAAUGUCUUAAAAGCCCUGUAAAUCCUCACUAAUCAAGAUUACAUGGGAGAAAACUGUGAUGAAUUAACUGAAUUGUUGAACUAUUAACCCUUAAACGCCGACUGGACGUAUUGUACGUCGACUAAAAUUGUCUGUUGGGUGCCAAGUGGACGUACGAUACAUUGACUACAAAAUUUUUUUAAAAAUAUUUGCAGAAAAUAGUUAUAGGCCUAGUUUGCAAAAGAUUUUAAAUCAUGCGCCUUGAGGGAUGCUGGGAGUUCACGGAUCACGCUGUUGUUUUGUUUACAAGCGUUACCCAGCCACCAUUGCGCAAGUUUCUUUCUUCUCGCACUACAAAGCAUCAGCGACGCAUCGUUGGAGAGCGAUUUCUUGACGCAUUCGUGCUUUGCAGAACUUUUGCGAGUGACUCUGCUGAAACUCUUACAUUCUAGUAACAUUCAAUCAUUUACCUUCAUUUUGCAACAAACGAGAAUUCUAGCACAAUAUUUCGAUUUAUGGUGAAUUUCUGAAAAAAACUUUUUCUUUCCCUCCGCGCACGUUAACUCUGCUGAAAAUCUCAGAUUUUCUUUAGUCACCUUGUCGUAAUUUUUGCACCAUUUUCUAUUAGCCCUUACAUAAAGUGUUAUACAUGAAAAUGUGUGCAAUAUCAUGUAGAAUACAACCAAAAAUAACUCAUGAUUGUAGUUUUUAUCAGUUUUGAAAUAUUUUCAUAUGAAUAACGAUAAAUAGAAAAAAUUCAACCUUCGGUCAACUUUAACUCAACCGAAAUGGUUGAAAACUACAAUUGUAAGUUAAAACACUUACAGUCUAGUAAUAUUCAAUCAAUUACCUUCAUUUGGCAACAAACGGGAAGUCUCUAGCACAAUAUUUAGAUUUAUGGGGAAUUUUAGAAAAAAACUUGUUUUUAUGUCUGCACGUUACGAAUUCAUGCAUCGUUUUGUGAAUGUUUUCUCUGUGUUGCUUUGAUCAUUUUACAAUUUGUUUUAUACCAAAAUCAUCACAAUUUAGUGGACAAUACAAAAAAAAAAACUCAUUAGCUUUAAACGUUUUACUCACAGCGCGAUUUGUAUACAAUUAUAUAUGAAAUUUUUUUUUGCCCUGUCAUUUAUUCCAAUAUUUAUAUAUGAUAAUGAUAUUUUUUCAUUUCUGAUGGUUGCAUACUAAACUUCAGGCAAUGACAAAAAUAAUAAAGGAGCCAAAAAUGAACUCUUAAUCUUAAAAACCAAGCGUGCUGUGAUUUUUAUAAAAAACUUUUUUCUGCUUCGGCACCAACUCCUGACAGACACUUUUGUAAAUAGAGGCUCGGCAUUUAAGGGUUAAGGGUUUCAAGACUAGACCUGGUCAGGCCACCAAGAUCACAUCCUAAGGAAUGAUUUUACUUCAACUUUUCUUGUUACAGGGUUGGACAUAUGAAAUGAGAUCUUUCCACUAUUCUAUCCUAUGUUUUUCAGCCUGAACUCUCAUUAGGCCUAGGUCCUCAUCUAUCCUUUUUCUCUGGGAUUUCCUAGGUCUUCCUACAGGUUUUCAUUCACCUUCUUCCAAAUCCGGAAAGAGACAACUUAACACCAAGGACUCACUACCGCUGACUCAGUAGCUCAACAGCAGGACAAUUCAGCGCCAGGACAACUCACCACCGGCCAACUCAAUGCCAGGAUAAUUAAAAUGAACUCAUUAAUGGUCAUUUUAAACCAUAGCAUUUUAAAACCAAAUACAAGUAAUUUAUUAAGGAUUGUUUGUUCUAUGCAAUAUUCAGACCCUCAGUAUUUUACAUUAGGAAUUGCUUAUGGCAAAGCUGAAACACUGCUGUUAAAGCUCUUGAACAAGUUGGUUGGGCAGUAACUACCGACUGGUAGGCGGGGAGGUCUGCCUGCCUGGAUGUAAACACCCCACUUUGCUUUCGGGUGUGAUGUGAUGCAGACAUAUUUUCUUGAGCUCUUGCCUGACUGUCAUUAAACUCAAUUUUCCCGGUGGGAUCUCCUCUUUUGUGAUAGCCUCGCAGGCCUCCUUCUUCCAGUGUGUGUGGCCCCAUCUCUUCCUCACACCCUCUGCUUGUAAGGCCAUGACAAUAUAUCUUUUAUGAUUAUUUCUGAGUGUUGCUCUUGCCGCUUGCAUUUUCUCAGACUUUGCUAGGAGGAAACUUCAGCGGAAGGUUGCCAAGCAUUGUUGGAGGUGUUUUGCUUUUGACGGCGCCCUUGGUAAGUGCCUCUUCGUUCUUGUUUCUCUCUCCCAGUAAUCUUUCCUUAGUGUUUGCUCCUUUGGGAGGGUUCUCUCCUUCGCCCUCUUUGCUCUUCAUAAGGGCCUCCUCUAACUUUGUAGGGCAAGUACCCAUGGAGCUAGAGGAGUCCUUUUCUUUUAUUAUUUCUAUAAUAUAUGUAUUAAAUAUAUACUGUGUUUGACAUUUAUUAAUAUACAAACCCACGUUUUGUGAUAACCUUGCAGGCUGCCUUCCCUCAGUGUUUCUCGGGGUCGGCGGCCAAAGGCAUAACAUUCACCCUUAUCACAUCCACAUGCCUUUUGAUUAUAAGGGCACGACAGAAUAUUUGUUAUGAUUAUUUUUUUUAGAUGUUCCUCUUGCUGCUUGCACUGUUGAAAGUUUGCAGAGAGGAAAAUGCCGUAGCAUUCUUCCUUACUUUCUCCCAGUAUUCUUUCCUCAUGACGUUUUCUCCUUUGGGAGAUAUACGUGUCUCCAUUGCCCUCUUUGCUCGCUUGUCAGGCAAGAAGGAGGGGCCAGGUGUAUGUUGGUGAUGGGGUGACUUAUUCUCAGGGGUCUCUUCUUGCAUCGGAGGGCAGUGUCCUUCCGAAUGAGAGGACUCUCCUUUUAUUAAUUAUCUUUUCUUUUUCCUUCAGAUUGACAGUGAGCAGUCAUAGGACACAGCCGUAGAUGGUUGGAUAUCUCACUUUGUUGGCUAUCCUAACCUUCUGGAGUGUACCCUUGACACUAGUAUACUGUGACACUGCCUCUUGUAUGUGUGUAGUUCCCCUACUGUGCGUUCUGUUAGAAUGCUACUGUUGCUCUGAUGACCAGCCACUGGGCAGCUUCUAGUGUAGUCAGAGCCUGAGGAGCAAAGAUGGUUACACACUUCACUCACCAAUGACAAAUCCCCGGGCUACCAGCACAUGGGUAGACCUUACAUAUACUGUGCACACUGUGGUAGCCAAUACUAGUAUAAAGCUAUGAAUUCUUUCUACGAAUCAUUUGAAUAUUCAUCCAUCUAAAUACUUUCCACAAAAGCUUUUGAUAAUUCGACAAGCAAACCAUCAUUCUGAAACUCAUAAGUGCUGACUUGGGUUGUGGUGAGCGGUUAAUUGAAGAAGUAUGUGAAGGCAGAUGAUAGAAUUUUGCAGAUUGUUACUUCUUUUUCACAAUGAUCUUCCACUGUAUAUUUGAGAGGAAUUCAUACAAAUUUUAGUAAAUUUGUAAAUUAAAAUUUAAGAAAUAUUAAAAAUUGACUUUAAUAAAUUACUUUUAUUUGGUUUCAAAAAGCUGUUGUAAAAUUACCAUUAAUAAGUUGAUUUUAUUUGUCCUUGCAUUGAGUUGUCUUAAUGUUGAGUUGGCCAAUGAUGAGUUGUCCUGGCAUUGAGUUGUCCUACUGGUGGUGGUUAGUUGGCAGUGGUGAGUCGGAGGUGAUAAGUCAUCCUGCACCCUUCUAAAUCCACUGCUUGUCUGACAAACUUUCUUGUCUUGCAUCAUCACACAUGUCUAAACCUUGUGUCUCCAAGUCUUUGGUAUCUGUUUUUUUCUAGUCACUUGAUAUCAGAUUUCCUCUCCAAUUCCUCAUUCACAGUGCAAUCCUCCCUCUGUAUUGUGGCUAUGAAUCUUAGCAUUCUUUGGUCAUAUCUUUUCAGAUCUCUAUUUUCCUUGUCAUUGACCGUGUUUAAGUAUACAUUACAUAUCUUUGCCCUCUGUAUGAAUUGAAUAUUUUUAUUUAUGAGUAUAAUCUAGAUCACACUGUUUUAUUCAUUCUGUAUUGCUCUUUUAACUCCUGCUGCUUCACAGAUGUGUGUUUCCACGGCAACAAAAAUACUCUACCUCUUAUGAGACCUGCAUGUUUGUUACAACAGGGUUUUCAUCUCCCCAUUUCUUCCCCAAUGGGUGUUGUAAUGCAUUUUGGUCAUCAAAUAUCCCUUACUCCACGUACAUUUUGCAGGAUUAAGCACCUGUGACACCAUCAGUUGCAUCAAUACACAGUACAGAAUGACCCCCAUAUUUUUACCAUAACAGCCACAUGGGCACUUUUCUUUUCCUUUGCUUCCAUUUAGUCACCACAAACUUUGUUUUGCUUACAUUUGCUUUGUCUUUUCUUCUGUAUUCCACUCUUCAACUAUUUUAGCAUUUAUACCACCUCUUCUUAGGUUCUGCAGUUAACAUCAGGUCAUGUGCAUAAAACUGCUCCUGUUGGCCCCUAUUUUCUGAUCUCAUUUUUAACUUCUUUUGAUACUGUACACUGAUAAAUUUCAAAGGGUUCAGGGCUGAUCAUUGAUAUACAACUACAUUUCUCUCAAAUUCAUGUUAUAGUACACCUUCAACUAGAUCUAGUAUUGUGAUAAAGCAACAUCCCUAGCAUAACUAGUCGUUCUGGUACAGUCUUCAUCUUUUCCACUUUGCAUGGCUCAGAUAUGUGAUAUAAUCUCAUUGUCUUUGCAUAGUACUCUUCCUGUUGUUGAUCCCUUUACCAGGAAACCUUGGUAAACUGACAGUUAUAAAUUUGAAAAACACUGGAACACUGAUAACAAUUUGAAAAAUUGUUAUCAGUGUUCCAGCACCCUUUUCCAGUUUUCUCGGCAUGCUCAUAUAGUCAUGUUCCCAUAUAAUUUUCACAUUACAAUCUUUUCCUUUGCAUACAUUACUGUAAGACUGUUCCCGUCCUUCUCGUCCUAUCCCCCUUCCUUUA